AGAAAUGUCGAUUCGUUCAUGCAAAAUGCAGGCCGCCGACGGACCUCGGCUCGUUUAAAAAGUGUCCGGCUCCAGCACCCGAUCCGCAGUACGUACCGGUGGUGGGCCUUGCGAGGUGAUGGCCAGAGGCGGCCGGCGUUCGUGGCCGCUCCUCUUUUGAACGGCGAUCGCGCGACAAAACUCGACCGCGAAUUUGACCCCGAACCCGCUUUCCGAUAAACGCGUAUGACAUGACUUACGAAGACCCGUUCUUUGUGGUCAAAGAUGAAGUGUGCAAAGCGUUGAACAAGACGAGGGGCCUGUAUCGGCGGUGGCUCGAAUUACAAGAUGAGACCGACGCUAUUUCCAAGGACGAACUUGAAUGGACCACCACUGAGUUGCGCAACUCUUUGAGGAGCAUCGAGUGGGACUUGGAGGAUCUCGAAGACACAAUUGGAAUCGUAGAGAAAAAUCAGUCCAAAUUCAAGAUCGACAACCGAGAGCUCACGUCCAGGCGGAGUUUCAUUGAGCAAACCAGGGAAGAAGUGAAGUUGAUGAAAGAUAAAAUGAACAUUUCUCGAGGACGAGACAGAGACAGGACUGCCAGACAGCCUUUGUUGGAGAGCAGUCCGCCCAGGGCACCCACCUCACACGGCACUACAAAGUAUUCCAAGCUGGAGAACGAAAUGGACAGUCCAAACCACACUUUUAUGGACUCAGCCAUUCAGCAGCAACAACACAUGAUCCACUCGCAGGAUGAGCAGCUGGACGCGAUCUCGGACUCGAUAGGGACACUGAAGACGGUCUCGAGGCAGAUCGGAUCUGAGCUGGACGAACAGGCUGUGAUGCUUGAUGAGUUCGGGCAUGAGAUGGAAAAUACCGAGUCAAGGAUCGACUCCACAGUCAAGAAAAUGGCCAAAGUAUUCCGUAUUUCAAAUGAUCGACGGCAGUGGUAUGCAAUUCUGGUUCUGUCCGUGAUAAUCUUCUUAAUUAUCAUCCUAUUUAUUAUCCUCUGAUUGCCCUUGGACUGUACCUUUCUUAUAGCUCUUGUUAGUGUGUCAGUGGUUUUCGAAUUCCAGAUUCCGGAAUCAAGUCCGGCUUUUUGUGCCACAAAAAGAUAUUUUUAAACUAAUCAGUCUCCAAAUUAAAAGCCAUAACUAAUAGCGAUGAAGCAUAACCAUAAAUGUUAAUUCUUAAGAGUUAUGAAAUGUUCCAUUUUCAGUAUUUACUAAAUUAAAAUAAAACUUAUAUAAAAGCUACUCUAAUUGAGCUUUCCAGCUAGCUGCUUUGAUUUGUGAUGUUCUUUGUAAUUGAAUUAAUCAAUAGACUUGUUGUGAGCAUGCUGAGUGCAGCUGAAUGAUUUAUUUAUUUUUAUCACAUAUUAUAAAUUUGUGUUUCUGUAAAUUUUUGUAAAAUAUCAACGUGAAGAAAGACAAAGUUUUGUUUGAU
Molecule: messenger RNA, 1428 nt
Organism: Neocloeon triangulifer
Lineage: Eukaryota; Metazoa; Arthropoda; Insecta; Ephemeroptera; Baetidae
Product: syntaxin-6
Exons: 7
Coding region: 231-995 (254 amino acids)
Biological process (GO): intracellular protein transport; Golgi vesicle transport
Cellular component (GO): membrane
Molecular function (GO): SNAP receptor activity
Source: RefSeq, a predicted model, not a curated record